AUGUCCACUCUCCAGAAAGAAGCCGCCACCCAGACUUCUGGAAAAGGAAUGGAAGAGAUAAUCAAACGAAUGAAAUCGAUGGCUCCGUACAAAUGCUUGGAAAAAGCUGUUCCCGGAAGAAGCAAACAACCAAAGAUGCCACCAAAGCCCCUUCCGAAACAGCCUUCAAAUGCAGCUUCCGUCACCAAAAUUUUGGGAAAUAGAGAUAAAAAAAUGAAAACGCUCAAGAGGAAAAAAGUAACCUUUCAAGAAGACAAAGGGAAGAUAGUCAACGAAUGA
This is a messenger RNA of Caenorhabditis remanei, 279 nucleotides long. RefSeq lists its product as uncharacterized. The coding region runs from base 1 to 279 and encodes 92 amino acids. The record is from RefSeq and is a predicted model, not a curated record. NCBI's taxonomy places the organism in Eukaryota, Metazoa, Nematoda, Chromadorea, Rhabditida, Rhabditidae. The transcript has 4 exons.